This is a messenger RNA of Phaeodactylum tricornutum CCAP 1055/1, 1314 nucleotides long. RefSeq lists its product with no specific name. Gene Ontology annotation, biological process: protein N-linked glycosylation. The coding region runs from base 1 to 1314 and encodes 437 amino acids. Lineage: Eukaryota; Bacillariophyta; Bacillariophyceae; Surirellales; Neidiaceae. Gene Ontology annotation, molecular function: alpha-(1->6)-fucosyltransferase activity. The transcript has a single exon. The record is from RefSeq and is a predicted model, not a curated record.
AUGGCGAACCGUAGGAGACGGUUUCCGUUUGCAGAAGCCUCCAUGCGUCAACGCUUUAUUGCAUUUCAUAGAAAAUCUAGUCUGAGUUUAUUCUUGGUGGUUGUUGUGGUCCAAAGGUUGUGGAUAUUGGGUGGAUUUCAAGCCCGCAAGCUGACUGACCUGUACCGCCCCCAGAACCAGGGCCCGCCAUCUUUCUGGAUACCACACGGCAACACUAUCAUUUCUCAACAAGCUUGUACCCACAACAGCUCAUGGACUGCAUCGUAUGUACCAGAAUCUAGUGAAAAACAUCAAACGUUACCCAAGCUACGCUUCGAUUGGACAAAUUUGAGCUUAAAGACAACGUUGGCGAAACAAAUGGCAGCGCACCAAGCCAAUUGUUCUCUACCUGCUGGCCAUUUUUGGUACCGUAAUCGCUUCGGUCUCGGCAGUGACUUGCAUGUAUGGAGUCAAGCCCUGUGUAACGCUCUGGAAGCCAAUGUCAGGAUACACACCAUUCACUCUUGGCUAUGGUGGGAUGUCGAAAGCUGUUCGAAAGCAGCACACGGCUCAGAUGCGAUUGCCGAUGGCCUGCCUUUACCAGAAAACGAGCACACAAUGCAGUGCUACUUUCCUAAGUCAGAACCAAAUUGUACCCAUGAGUUGGCUCUUUCACCGAACAAUCACUCCCAGACCUACAAUCUGGCCAGAGGACGAGGUCGGGUUGGAAUGGAUUGCCCUACACUUGCGGAAAGCUAUAGUAUUGCCGAGAUACGUUCCUCAUCAAUGGAGUUUUUAUUUUCCGGCAUUUCUGCCAAAGUACAGUACGAGGCACAGCGACAAAUGAAACGGGUCUUUCCCAGUGGCGUUGCACCUAACGACCUCAUUACGGUCCAUAUGCGAUGGGGCGACAAAGCUAACGAAAUGGCUCUCGUACCGGUGCAAAAAUACCUGGAUGCCGUCCAGCAUAUCCUUAGCAAUCGAGGUCGAAAGCACGUGCAUAUCUUGCUGGCGACCGAAGAUCCGAAAGCGCUACGAGCCUUUCAGGAGGCAGCACCGGUAGACUGGAAUGUAUACGUCGACGCGUACUUUCACGAAAUGCUUCCGCAUCGCAUCGAGGCUUACAACGGGUCACCCAAAAUGUCCAGGGAGCUGAAUGGUCGCCCCGGACUGGCCGCGCUUGGCUCGUUGCUAGUCGCUAUGGAAGCCAAUGACUUUGUCUUGACGACCGCCAGCAACUGGAGUCGAAUCAUGAACGAGCUCAGAAUUGCGGUUUUGGAAUCAAGGUAUCCUGGAUCUACGCAAAUGGUCGAUCUCCGAUCGGGGGAAUGGUGA